Molecule: messenger RNA, 5888 nt
Organism: Acanthopagrus latus (yellowfin seabream)
Lineage: Eukaryota; Metazoa; Chordata; Actinopteri; Spariformes; Sparidae
Product: inactive dipeptidyl peptidase 10-like
Exons: 27
Coding region: 534-2921 (795 amino acids)
Biological process (GO): proteolysis
Molecular function (GO): serine-type peptidase activity; dipeptidyl-peptidase activity
Source: RefSeq, a predicted model, not a curated record
UUCCUGGUUUGUCUCCAGUUUUGUGUCUUGGGAUUUACUUUCGUCUUUUUGUUUUUUGGGAAUUUGGAUAUCUGCUUUUUGUGUGUCUGCGUUUGGGUCCUUUUUUUGAUGAAAUGUGACAAAACCAACAGCAGGCAGGAGGAAAAGAAAAUACGUCUCCUGUGGAAAGAGGUUCAGGUGCGACGGACUUCACAACACAACAGCCUUGUUGGAUUCUUUCGAUCAGAGGACCCUGGAGGACUAAAGGAGUAUGAAUUAUUGAAGAAUGGGCACAAAUUAAGACUUUCAGAGCUCUUCUAAGCUGGCUCACCGGUCUUUACGCGCGACGCGUCAUUGGCUGAGAACCCGCGCGUGUCUCAGAGACGGACGACGGACCAGUAAACGGCUCCAAACGAACCAGUUAACUGGUUCCAGAGGCUUCCCCCACUUCACCGGCUGCUGCGUGUGAUCACCCCGCUGCAGCUGAUCGAUCCGCGGGCUGACUGGCUCUCUGUUCCCGGGGCUGAGUGUGGAGCUCUCCACGGUGCUGAAACAUGAACCAGAGCGCAGGAGCGGCGCAGCACAGCCGGCGCUACUCAGCCGAUGGGAAGGACAUUGGACCUAUUGGACCAGAUAGGAACUGGAAGGGCAUUGGCAUCUCCCUGCUGGUUAUUCUGUUGGUGCUGUCACUCAUUGGACUGUCCAUUGUUCUGCUGUCAAAAGAUGAUAGUGGUAAACCCACCGGUUCACAGCUGACGGUGGAUGACCUCUUUCAAAAGGACUUCCAAAUACAUGACCCUGAUGCAAAGUGGAUCAAUAAUGAAGAAAUAAUCUAUCGGAGCUGGGACGGAGACAUUUUGAAAGUCAACACAACCAGCAACGAGACGGAUCUCUUGCUGAAAAACACAACUUUUGCAACUUUUAAGGCCUCAAAGUUUGCAGUUUCUCCAGAUCUGAACUUUGUCCUCCUGGGAUAUGAUGUCAAGCAGGUCUACCAGCAUUCUUUCCUGGCAUCUUACCUGAUCUACAACCUGUAUACAAGGGAGGUGCGGGAGCUGAAUCCUCCAGAGGUGUCGGACUCGGUGCUCCAGUUUGCCUCAUGGGGCGUUCACGGUCAGCAGCUGAUUUAUAUAUUUGAAAACAACAUUUACUUCCAAACGGAUGUUCAGAGCAGCUCAUGGAGGCUCACGUCUUCUGGACAAGAGGGGAUCGUCUUCAAUGGCAUCACAGAUUGGCUGUAUGAGGAGGAGGUGUUGCACUCACAGGUGGCCCACUGGUGGUCACCUGACGGCUCCAGACUGGCCUACCUCACCAUCAAUGACUCACUGGUCCCUAACAUGCUGCUGCCCCGCCUCACGGGCUCGCUGUACCCCAGGGGGAAGGAGUACCCCUAUCCAAAGAUGGGGCAAAUCAAUCCCACCGCCGCUCUCUACGUCGUCACCGUAGACGGCAGCUCCUCGACGACUGAGCUGAGGCCUCCUGACAGCUUUGAAAAGAGUGAGUAUUACAUCACCAUGGUGAAAUGGGUGACGCGGGAGAAGCUGAGUGUCCGCUGGGUGAAUCGAGCUCAAAACACGUCCAUUCUCUCCCUCUGUGAUGUGACAACAAGUGAAUGCACAAAGAAACACGUGAUGACAUCGGAGAAGUGGCUCGACCGCCAGAAUGAGGAGCCGGUCUUCUCAGAGGACUGCACCACAUUCUUCAUCACUAUGCCCUUAAAACACGGUGGCCGCGGUACAUUCAACCACAUCACAAUGAUCUCCAACCUUUCUGAGGAUCAAGAGGUCAACGUCCGCCACCUGACCUCAGGAAGCUGGGAAGUCGUUCAAAUUCUGGCCUAUGAUGAGAGCACCAACUUGGUUUAUUUCCUGAGUACAGAGGACGGCUCAACGCGGCGGCACAUGUACAGAGUCUCCACUGUGGAUCCAUUUCGUAAAGAGUGCCUCACCUGCUCCCUCUUCAAAUCAAAGUGCUCCUUCUACGAUGCGAUCCUGAGCCCGAACUAUCAACAUGUUGUCCUCAACUGCAGAGGUCCUGGAAUCCCCCAAACUACUCUUCACAACCUCGGUGACAUGAGCAAGCACAAGUUUCUGGAAAGGAACACAGUAUUAAGACAUGCACUGAUGAACAGGACAACACCGAAGUGGGAAAGAAGAACUGUACAGAUCAACAACUUUGCACUUCGUCUGGAGCUGAUCGUCCCUCUGGGUUUGGAUGAAGAGAAGGUGUACCCGCUGCUACUGAUCAUUGACAGCGCCCCUGGUGGUCAGGCCGUGAGUGACCGGUUCUCCCUCGGCUGGGACUCGGCGCUGGUCAGCUCAGACGGCGUCAUCGCGGCUCGUCUGGACGGCCGGGGCAGCGGCUUCCAGGGUCAGAGGAUCCUGCACGAGGUUCACCAGAGGCUGGGAACUGUCGAUGUCCAGGACCAGAUCACAGCUCUGGAGUACCUGAUCAGGCUGCCCUACAUCGAUGGAAACAGAGUCGGAGUUUAUGGGAAGGCGUAUGGAGGAUUUCUUUCCACUCUCCUGCUCCUCUCUCACAGCUCUGUGUUCAAAUGUGGCAUCGCUGUAGCUCCGAUAUCAAACUGGAGACUCUACGGUUCAGCCGACGCUGAGAAAUACUUUGGAUCACCAGCAAAACAGGAAAACAAAUACCAGGUUUCCAGUCUGCUCAGUAACAUCACAGCAGCGAGUGAUGUGAACUUUCUUAUAAUCCACGGCACAGCAGACGCCACUGUUCAUUUCCAACAUUCUGCUGAGCUGGUCAAACUGCUGUCCAGGUCAAAUGUUAAUUACACUCUCCAGAUUUUCCCAGAUGAAGGACACAACAUCGCCUCCGUCAGGAGUCAACACUACAUGCUGACCUCGGUGCUCACCUUCUUCAGACGCUGCUUCGAGGAGGAGCAGGUCGUCGGCCCGGAGUCGUCUAAAGCCGACGACUGACCUGCUGAGCGUCCUGCGGUGACACACUUCAGUGAGGAGAAGAAGCACAUCGGACAGAAACACUCGCUGUGUCUCAGUUCAGGGUCUGCAUCCUCUGAAGGACUCGGCCUUUGUGGUCUUUGAAGCUGAGUCCUUCAGAGUCCUUGUUAACCUCAUCAGCUGUUGUUAAAUGGGACAGUCUAGCCUUUGGAGCAUUUCCUGGUUGCAUCACCAGAUGUUUUACCCUUACGUCACGAUUUCUGACGUCCCGGGCAGCGGAAAUGACCAUCUACGCCAUGCGAUGUUGCCAUUGUAGUGGUGCAUUGUCCAAAAACAGGGGAAAGAAGGAGCAUCUGGAGGAGCCUUCAGAUUGGGACAGACUUCGCGUGGCGUUGUGACGUAAUUAUCCUUAAAAUGCUCCUCCGAAGGAUGCAGACCCUGAACUGAGACACAGCACAGUGUGUUCCUGACAGACUUCUGUCUGUAAAAGCACUCAGAGAGCGUUAAGUUUUCACUAACAGACCUGCAGUGUGUAAGAUAUGUAGCAUGACGGGACCAGAGAGGUGAUUCCAGCUUUGUGAUCGUGUAAAAGAUGGUUGUCGCUGUAUUUUACUGCUUCAGAUGAUAAUUAUUGUUUGUAAAUGUUUGUCUCAUGUACUGAGUACAAAUGUCAGGGAAUCAAAGAAAACUAGUAUUUUUCCACUUUAGAGUCUAACUUUUGCUGUAAUCUACUGUGAAUAUUUCUAUUGACUGCAAACACCACAAUUUAACUUAACGCCAAAUUUUAGGAGAUCAUAUCACAAAACAAAUAUUUGCGGGUGCCUUUACCUCAUUACAGUCGUCACAGUUCUGCAACCUUGGAGUCAACACACUAUCAUAGAGUCACCACAAUGUCUAAUUAGAUAUAGAAACACUAACCGGAGCAUCUGCAUUUUCAAUAGUUGAUUGAUUCCUCAUCUUACGACCAUUAGACUCAAAUACAUUUGCCAUAUUCAGUAACAUUAUCUGUGCUGGUCAGUGAUUUCAGUCCCGUCUGGAGCACACAUCAUGUUUUCAGCAAUAAUAACAGUUACCUGUGUGAGAUGUCCUCGUAUAAUGAAAUGAAUCUCUGAGUUUCUCUGCCGGAGGAGCCGCUCGCUCGUCCUUCCUUCUCUUCUUUCUAUCAGCUCGGUGUGAAGUUCUGUGAAAAUGUCAAAAGUCAAAUGUUUUUGCUUUCUGUAAAAAAAUGGGAGCAUGCUAACACCAAUAUAUCAGCCAGGAACCAAAAUGCUGUUAGUAAUAAAUGAAAGGCAUCAUGGAAGCUGUUCUGGAAAGUCAGCUACAGGUUCAUACUGAAGCCCUGAGGGGGUUUCAGUGUCUGGUGACCCGUUCUGAGUCUGAUCCAGAAUAUUUGCUCACAAGUGUUUAAUUCUUGAGAACAGGUGAAACGAGGUUUUGCCAGGAUAAUCUUCUCAAGUUUCUUUAUUGAUUUUUUUUUUUUUUUUUCAGUUAAAUCAGGUGGGAGUAAAUUCUCAGGAUAUUUUUUUCAAUGUUUGAAAAGUGAAAAACAUUGUCAGGAGGUUUUUAUUUUAUUGUUAUGUGAAACCUUAAAAAAAAAAAAAAGAUGUAAAAGAUUUUUUUUUCCCCCGUGUGAAACUAAGAAGAAAAAUUCAUGAAAUUUCUUCUUGUAAAACCAAGUGAAUAAUUUUCAUCCAAGUGUAAAAGAGGUAAUAAGUAAAUGUAUAAGUUGUUUGAAAAAAGUUUUAUCAUAAGAAUUUUUACUUUUUCCUGUUUGUUUUUUUUAAUUUCAGCCUUGAGAGGCUGCAGUGCAACGCUGCUCCCUUUCCAGGGUAGUUUAGCAUUUAGCAACAACAAAUUCUUGUGAUGUUUUUUUCCCCACACAUGAAAAGAAAAAGAAACUUUGUUUUUCCAAACUUUUUCCCACAUAAAAAUUCUAUAAGAAAAAGAUGAAAAAAAAAAUCAGUUUCACAGAUAAAGAAAAAAGAUUUUCACCCAAGCUUAAAAUAAAAGUUUCCCCUGAAAAAAACACUGUUGCCCACAUAAAAAAAUUUCACUGUUUCCCACGAGAAUUAAUUUAUUUACCAAAAGUUUCUCCCUGGAAAAAAACAGGUUUGGACAAAACAGAGAAUUCUUUCAGCAGAUUUUUUUUUUUUUUUUUUUGGUAAAUCAAGUAAACAAAAUGUUUUUUUCUUUCAGGUCAAAAUCUUUUUUUUUUUUUUUUUUUUUUUUGCAGAAACAUUUUUUCUCAGUCAGCUUCCCACACAGGAAAUAUGUUUCUCUGAGUGAUCUUUAUUUGACACGAGAAUUUAAAAAAAAAAAAAAAUCAUCCAUUUUCACCAGCACUCUAGUCACAAACACAGGAGGAAGAACUAUUUAGAUCUGACUUAUAAAAUAAAUUACCUUGGAAAAGAUUUAAUGUCACUGCCCCUCAGGACUUCAGUAUGUAGUGAUCAGAGUUAAGACAAGUUGUUUUUCUUUUCAGAACAUUUUUAUGACAAAUGUUACUUCCUUGUUGAAGAAACUUCACUGCAGUAUCGACUGGUUUCAUCUGAUUCCUCUCAUGGUAAACUCAACAACAGAUGCUCUUUUCACAUAAACACUUUUUUGAAUGUUUAUAACCAACUGGAUUCUUCAGCAUUACAUGUAGCGACUAUUAUCCCAAAAUGUGAGAAGUGCUUCAAACAGGCGAGAAGAGUGGAGAAUGUGAACGUGUAAUAAUUCCAGUCUAUUCUGUACAGCGUGCUUUGUCCAUAACCAGACUCCUAUAAUCCCGUCUGAUCACCACAUCUGUCCUCCAGUACGACGUAGCAACCCAGAUCAUCUCCGACCAUGAUCCUGUGCUGCUGACACUAAUGCACUUGCUUGAUCCCGUCAGAAUGCAAUGACUCUGUCAUAUAUAUAUAUACUGUACAUUAUAGUCAAUAUGUCGACAGUAGACAUUUAUAUACUUGGGGAAAUUUAUAUGCUGAAAUAAAUUGUUCAACAAGA